AUGGCUGCCAUGGCGACCGUGCCCAGCUACAUCCCUUCGCUAUGGGUGAGGAUGUGCCACGCCCUCCCCCGGCUGGACCUCACCAUGACGAUGAGAGACAACCUCUUCAUCCCCGACAGCUGGGAGUACCAACAGGUAACAGAAAACGCCAACAGCGAAUCACAUCCCAUCACAAACUACAACUGGCCAAUCACACAGCACAACUGAUUGAUUCAUAUUUAUCUUAAGUAAUCUCUUGGUUCAAACAACAAGAUCGACAAUAAAAGACAGCUAAGAUUCAAUGAAAAAUAUGUAUUGCACUUGGUAAGAAUGACAACCAAAUCUGAUACCGCAAUGAUACAGCCCCCCCAUGUUAAAUACUGCACCAUAAAGAGCCCUCUCUGUUUGCGCAGCGGUAUCUGCAGAAUCCUAGUGGUAUUAUUAGAGCAUUUAAACAGCUUAUUCAUGCUAGUGGUGCAAGUGGCCUAGUUAUUGACAGGGAAACAAGCCCAGACCGCUCAGAAGAAUCUUGACCUGGAUCUCAACUCAUCAGAAAUAUUACACCAUCUGGCUGUCUCUCCUCAAAGCUGUUAGCACUUAAUUACACUGUUCUGUUCUCAUCUCCACCACAGUUCAGUUUACACCCCUCAGCUCCACUUAAUUACACUGUUCUGUUCUCAUCUCCACCACAGUUCAGUUUACACCCCUCAGCUCCACUUAAUUACACUGUUCUGUUCUCAUCUCCACCACAGUUCAGUUUACACCCCUCAGCUCCACUUAAUUACACUGUUCUGUUCUCAUCUCCACCACAGUUCAGUUUACACCCCUCAGCUCCACUUAAUUACACUGUUCUGUUCUCAUCUCCACCACAGUUCAGUUUACACCCCUCAGCUCCACUUAAUUACACUGUUCUGUUCUCAUCUCCACCACAGUUCAGUUUACACCCCUCAGCUCCACUUAAUUACACUGUUCUGUUCUCAUCUCCACCACAGUUCAGUUUACAUCCCUCAGCUCCACUUAAUUACACUGUUCUGUUCUCAUCUCCACCACAGUUCAGUUUACACCCCUCAGCUCCACUUAAUUACACUGUUCUGUUCUCAUCUCCACCACAGUUCAGAUAACAUCCCUCAGCUCCACUUAAUUACACUGUUCUGUUCUCAUCUCCACCACAGUUCAGAUAACAUCCCUCAGCUCCACUUAAUUACACUGUUCUGUUCUCAUCUCCACCACAGUUCAGAUAACAUCCCUCAGCUCCACUUAAUUACACUGUUCUGUUCUCAUCUCCACCACAGUUCAGUUUACACCCCUCAGCUCCACUACAGACUCCAUCUUAUUUCACGUUCAUUCUCAUCAUCGUCAUGCAAUUAUAAAAGUUACACAGUACGGUUUUGCAUUUGAGUAGGAUUUGGUUUUAGUGGAUCUUAAUCUGGAGACAAUGUAGAAGUAGAAGAAUAUUGUCUUUGUGGUAGAAAACACACCAUUUUGUUGUGUUGUUCAUUUCUAGGUUUCACCAUUCCCUUCCAGUGGGCUUGGUGACAUGUAAACCCUAAUCCCUACGUCACACACAUUCAAUGUUUACAACAUGUCUACAGUACCGAGAGAGGGAUUCUCAAAUGAUCCGCCAGUAGAGAAAGACAAAAUAAAUGGAAAGCGCUUGGAGAGAGAAAAAGAGAGUGAAGAGGGAGAGUAAGGUGAGGAGGUAGUGAGGAACAGAAGACGUGGCAGAAAGAGAGGGAGAGAGAAAGGGAGAGGGAGAGAUGGCAGUGAAUGUAUUUAAAUAGGUCACUGAUUAUUAAUAGACAUGCAGUGGUCUAGAGAGAGAGAGAGGGAGAGAGGGAGGGAGGGAGGGAGGGGAGAGAGAAAGCGGGCGAGGGAGAAGUGGGGAACAUGGAUUGGUAGGGGGUUAUAGAGAGCAGGAGGCAGCUGAGAGGAAUAAGAGAUAAGGUGGAGGAGAGGAAAAUGAGGGAGGGAGGGAGGGAGACGGGCAGAUGGAGAGGGAUAAUGCUGUAGAUAUGUGUUCUGGCUAAAUGCACUCUCCAGUAAAGUUGAGUAUGAUAGACGUUAGUAUGUCAGAGUGCAGGCUGAUGAUGAGCUGCAGGAGAGAUGUGAUAAGGCUUAGUAACGGUACUGUUAAUGUUCACUACAGCUUGCAGCAGAGGUAGUAGUGUGGAGAUGCAAGGCAGCUUUUAACCCUUACUAAUGUUCACUAUGUCUGUUAAACAGUCAGGAAUUAUAUUAUUACAUUCAAUUACUGGUUAAUGUUUGUAGUAUAUAUGCUCUUCUGUAUGGAGCCAUACAGAUUUGUGUGUGUGUGUGUGUGGCGUGUGUGUGUGUGUGUGUGUGUGUGUGUGUGUGUGUGUGUGCGGUGUGAAAAAAGCCUCCAGCUUUUUAGUUGAUGUCCCCUGGAUAACUUUAUACACUUUAUGUUCUAAUCACCUUUCACUUCCACUGCUUGGGUAGGUAGGACUCACGGUGGAAUUAUAGGACCUAAGAAUAUUGUGGUACUUUGUUGUGGUACUUUGUAGCUCAGUUAGUAGAGCAUGGCGCUUGUAACGUCAGGGUAGUGGGUUUGAUUCCCGGGACCACCCAUACGUAAAAUGUAUGCUUUGGAUAAAAGUGUCUGCUAAAUGACAUAUACAGUAUAUUAAUAUUGCGAUUUUCAUUAUCACAAUAUCGACCUGUGCUAUUUUGCAUAAAUACACUGUAGGGAUUAUUGCAGAAUAUUGAGGUUUGCAUGAUGAAGGCUGGGAAUUCAAAGAUGUCUUCAUGACUAACAUGUGCACCUCCCAGCUGCUCUGAAUCCCUGAUGUUAUCCAUAUCACAGUAUAUUGAGACAUUGACCCAACCCUUGCUGCUACAGUCUGUUCUCAAUAUUUCACUCUCAAAUGGUGUGGAGGAGGCUCAUUGGAAUGUCACUCCUUCUAUUAGUAAGACAGUGGUGCGUGAUGUAUCUGUGAAAUACAGUUCUAUUCCGUCGGGCAAAAAUAUGUUGAACCAACAUUUUAUCAAUGUCGUCUGUCAACAAUUUUAGGUUGAAAACACUUUUUUGGGGGUGGAAAAACGAAGAAAAAAACGUAUACAAAUUCUAACCAGAUUUCAACUAUAAAUCAACAACAGAAUUUCAAGGGUUGAUUUAUUUCAAAUAUAAUUCACAUUUGUUGACAACGCAAUUAAGUAUCAACCAAAUAUAGACAUUGAUUUUACGUUAUUUCAGGUUUUUGCCCAGAGCGAUAAUGUUACUUAGCAAUGCAAUUUCCAUUAUGCAAUCAAGUACAAUGACAGUGUUACCAUAAGCAUCAGUCUGUAAAGUGCUGUGUUUUAUUUGAUUUACUGACCCUCCUCUAACCCCCCCCUCUCUCUCUCUCUCUCUCUCUCAGACUCUACUGGUCCUCUCUAGUCUCUCGGCCAUUGCUCUCAUUCUCUCCCUCCUUGUCAUUAUCUCCUUCCUUAUACACUACUGCUGCUGUCGCCGUGGUGACCGGAGUGAGGGAUCUGAGGAAGAGGAGGAUGAGGAAGAGGGCAGCACGGGCCACGGAUACGGAGGCAGGAAGGGCCGGGGUAUCUGCUGCGUCACCUGGGUGUCGGUGGCGGCUGUCACACUGUGCUGGUGAGGUGGAGAGGUUAUUGUGACGUCACUGCCAGGGUCAUUGUGAUGUUAUUAUGAGGGUCAUUGUGACCUCUUUAUGCGGGUCAUUGGGAUGUUGUGAUGUCGUGAGGGUCAUUGUGAUGUCCUGGUGUCUUUGUGACAUCAAUAUCAUUGUGAGUGUUGUAUUCAUGAAGUGUGGUCAAAUCAUAUGACCAAACCAUGUGACCAUUUGUCACAAGGAAAGAGGAAAUGGAAUCCUUUCUAUAAUACAGAAUUACCACCUUCUAACUUAUAUUAUUUCCCAAUGGUCCAAUAACCAUGUGUGUCUUGAUGUAAGUGAUUUUCAGAGCACUGUAGAAAAGCACUGUCGCUUCUUUACGAUGUGUUAGUAUUUUGCUCCUGGCAAUAUCUGACACAGACAGUUGACCUAGCUGACCGUGGUCAAGUUGUGAUUUGACCACAGGGACCAGGCCACUGAGGUUAGGGGUUUGGGCUUGUGACAGGAUGUUUGCGGUUUAGAAAUUGAAUCGUGGUUUCCUAUCAAUGUGACGAUGAUGUCAGAAGUCCCACCUCGGCGUAUUGAAUCCUCUCUCCUCUGUUCUCGCUCUCUCUGGUGACCAUGCUGUCAUCCACUGUCAGGAGGGCAUUUAGUCACAUUGUGACGGGAUGUUUAUUUUGAGUUUGCAUGAGAAGCAUGAGGAGAUUGCAGCAAGUAUUCAGAUCUUACCCUAUGAGGUUUGGAGUACUGCUGGUUUUCUGUUCUACCUGAUUAUUAAUUGCACCCACCUGGUGUCCCAGGUCUUAAUCAGUCCCUGAUUAGAGGAGAAGAAUGAAGAAAAAAGCAGUGGAACUGGGUUAGAGGUUCAGAUUAGAAGUCAGAUUGGGUUAUCGUAUACAAAACCUACAGUUAAACACCUUCAGCUCUGACACUGUAUGAUGUUUAAUGUCCUCUCCCAUCUCAGCAGCAUAGCGUUGUCAUAUGUCACAUGUUAUCGGAUUGCAUUGUCAGCCUCAGUUGAUGUCACUGCUUUAUCAAACAGCACAGUGUGCUCCAGAUCUGAUUUCUGCUUCAGUGAUGUCAUCAUUAUGCAGACGUUUGUGUUAUGGUGGUCCUGUUCCCCCCCGCGGGCCGUGAUGAUGUCAUCUCUCUCUCUCUCUCUCUCUGAUACAUGACCUUCUUGUUGUUUGGAUGGAAAAAGGGGAGACAUUGCAAUUUCUGCUUUUGGUAGUAGACAUCUUAGUUUUAGAAAUGCAUUGUGGGAAAAUGUCAAAUGACACCCUAUUCUUCAUGUAGUGCAUCAGAGCACAUAUAUCAAAUCAAAUUUUAUUUGCCACAUGCGCCGAAUACAACAGGUGUAGACAUUACAGUGAAAUGCUUACUUAUAAGCCCUUAACCAACAAUGUAGUUUUUAAGAAAAAAAUUUAAAUAGCAAAUAAUUAAAGUGCAGCAGUAAAAUAAAAUAACAGUAGGGAGGUUAUAUACAGGGGGUACCGGUACACACGUGAUGCUGUCAUAGAAAAACAUACAUGUUUGACUGUAUGAAACACCCCCCUCUUUCCCCCCCGCUUUCUAAUCUGGGUCACAUACUUUGUGGGAGAUUGGGUCAUACCAUUGCUCUCGGGUGCGAUGGGAUUUGGUGAACAUCUGGCCUAAGCCUUAAUCUGAAUAUUUGAAUAACAGAGAUAUAUAUGUGAUUAUUUUUGACGUUUCUAAUACCACGCUGACUGAAGACUAAAAUGCUGAAACUGCUAAGACUCUUCAAAGCUAUCUUGUAUUUUGUAGUUUUCCUUCAGUCGUUUGUUCAUCCAUUUCUCACGUUUCACAUCACUCUCACCAGUUCUAUCUUGUAGUGUCAAAUUAAUUUAAUAUGUACAUACAGUUCAAACUGAAUUAAACAUGAAUCUCUCUCCCUCCCUCUCUCCCUCAAUCCCUGUUCCCCUUUUCGCAGUGUCGCCAUAGGCGUUGGUUUCUACGGCAACAGUGAGGCUAAUGAUGGGAUAUAUCAGUUGACUUCGUCUCUUCUCACAGCCAAUUACACACUAGCUUCCAUCGAUCUGCUGGUGAGUGCUACAGCUCCUCCCUCCCAGCAAAUUUCAGACAUGCACAAUAUCUACCCUGCACUGUGUGUGUGUGUGUGUGUGUGUGUGUGUGUGUGUGUGUGUGUGUGUGUGUGUGUGUGUGUGUGUGUGUGUGUGUGUGUGUGUGUGUGUGUGUGUGUGUGUGAGAGAGAGAGAGAGAGAGGUAGAUAGAUUGGCAGAGAGGGAGAGAAAGUGGGGUGUAAACUUGUGUCAGGCAUGAUAUGGAUCUGUCUGUCCUCAUGCGGUCACUCAGUGGUUUAUAUGUCUGGGUGAUGGAUGCCCUCUUUCCUCUGUACACGAUGGAGGGAGGAAUCCUACACUCAUUCACAGGCUGGAUGGAAGUAUGGAACUUCUCUCUUACAUGCUUUUAACCCCCCUAAAUGACAAAGAAAAACAAUCUCCACCCACCCCAUGUUGUUGAUUAUACAACUACAAACUCUCUAUGAUUACAUGACCAUAAGAUUGAUUGUAUGACUCAUAACCUCCACCUCUCUGUCCUGCCCACCCCUCCCUCUCCGCCUCCCCAGGUUUCAGACACCAUCUCUGGGCUGCAGCUGUCUAUCGCUGGGCCCCUGACCACCAUGGAGGAGCUGUUUACAGGCAGUAAGCCCUACUUGGUGUCCACCCGGAACUGUAGGAGACUGUCAGAGAACGUGGUGUCCCUGCUCACCUCUCUGACCAUGGCCCGCUCCUCUGACGGGGGUGCCUGGAACAGCAGCAACAGCAGCAGUGAUCCCCCCAUAGCGGCCCUCACCCCUGUGCCACCCUCCAUGGCCCCCACAGUGGCACCAGCCGGAGGGGUCAUGCCCAGCCCCUUCUCCCCUGGCUGGGCAGCCAACACACUGAUGGUCAACGAAGACUACAGGUGAGGGAAGGGAGUGGGAGUGUCUUCUUCAAUGUUUCAAAUUGGUUGUUAAGAACACACACAGCGUGCGCCAGUAUAUCACUCCCUUGUGGUUUGCUGAAAGAUUGAGUUUUGCGUUCAAAGCACCAUAGAAAUGUAUUUGGAAGUUUAUUCCCUGCAUUGUGUGGUUCUCUGUUAUCUCCUGUGCUGUAGGUGGCUGUCCUACGUGCUGCUGUUGCUGCUGGACCUCCUAGUGUGUCCUGUUCAUCCUUCUGGGCCUAGCCAAACAGGCCCGCUGGCUCCUCAUCCUGUAAGCGCACACACACACACACACACACACACACACACACACACACAGAGAGAGACAGACACACACACACACACACACACAGAGAGACAGACAGACACACACACACACACACACACACAGAGACAGACACACACACACACACACACACACAGAGAGACAGACAGACACACACAGAGAGAGACAGACACACACACACAGAGACAGACAGACAGACACACAGAGAGAGACAGACAGACACACACACACAGAGAGACAGACACACACACACACACACACACACACACACACACACAGACCGACAGACAGUUAAACCCUGUGUGGUGUAUUGUAUCGAACAACACUGAGCUUUGAAAUGCUCUGUGACUCUGUGUCAUGUGGGCUGUAUAAUAUCUGAUGGUUCCUAGGAGGUGUGUUUGGUGCUUAGCUGACCCCUGUGUGUGUGGUGUUUCCCCUCCCAGGAUGACGGUGCUGGCCUGGCUGGCUUUGUUCCUGAGCUGGGGCUCCCUGGGCCUGGAGACUGCCACUGUGGUG
Molecule: messenger RNA, 7329 nt
Organism: Coregonus sp. 'balchen'
Lineage: Eukaryota; Metazoa; Chordata; Actinopteri; Salmoniformes; Salmonidae
Source: the annotation of a GenBank genome assembly